GUGUUAUACAAGUGUUACAAAGGACAGUAAUUCUAUAUAAUAAUAAAUCAGAGUAAGCAUAUAUAUAAAUAUGUCAUUAAAUCACAGCGAUAAUUUUCGCUGAAUGGAUACGCCCAUAAAGAUCUAAGGAGAUUGAGUUUAAAAUUUAUUUGCACUUUUUAAUAAUUCCGAAAAUACAUUUAAUAUCAAUUAUUAAAAGUCAAAAUAAUUCAAGAUGGGUAUACCAGGUUUAACAACUUAUAUUCGAAAUCAUUCUGAACAAUUUCUUCGUUCAUUUGAUUUGCAUGAUACAUAUUUGGUUAUUGAUGGUAGCAGUAUUGGAUGUCAAUUAUAUACUUGCUCUACAAAAUGUAAUUCUGCAUUUGGUGGUGAUUAUGAUAUAUAUGCUGAAAACGUGAGACAUUUUUUUUGGAAACUCAGAAAAUGCAAUAUAACACCAUUAGUUCUACUGGAUGGUGGUUAUGAAACUAGAAAAACAAAAACUAUAAUGAAACGUUUACGUGAAAGAUAUCAAGCAGUUGAAUCUUUUACUCUGUCCAGUCAAAAUAAUACACAUUUAUUUCCUAUUUUGAUGUUCUGUAUCUUUAAAAGUAUUAUGAAAGAAAUGAACAUUAAAUAUAUUCAAUGUUUAUUUGAAGCUGAUAAUGCUAUAGCUAGUGUAGCUAAACUUUUAAACUGUCCUGUACUUAGUAGUGAUUCUGAUUUUUAUAUUUAUGGAGUAUUGUAUAUACCAUAUUAUACAUUACAAAAUUAUAUAAGAAAAUGGAGAAAAUAUGUAAUACCUUGUAAAAUUUAUAAAGUUGAAACUUUUUUAAAUAUAUUUAGUGGAUUGACUGAAUCAUUAUUACCCUUAGCUGCUAUUUUGCUAGGGAAUGAUUACAUACAACAAUACGAAUUCAAAAAUUUUUAUAAGAACAUAAAAUUGCCAAACAUUGGACGUAUUAAUUUUAAUUUACAGCAAUGUCGCAUAGAGGGUACUUUAAAUUGGUUAAGUAAACAUACAUUAAACGAGGCUAUAAGUCUAAUAAUGAGAACAGUGCCACAGGAAAAUAAAAAACAAACGUUUAGAGCAAUUGAGAUGAUCAUAAAUGAAUAUACCAGUAUAUCAAUAAAUAUCUUGGAUCAAUUGGAUUUUUCCAAAGAAGAUAUGGAUAAAAUCAUUUCGCAAAAUACAGAAAAUAAUUGCAAGUUUCAAACAGAUAUAAAUGACCUAAUAAGAGAACUAUCAAAAGAAUAUAAAGAUAUGAUUGAAUGUGAUUUGGAGACUAGACAUGAUGCUUUUAUUAAUAGUUUACCCUCUUGGUUCAUUUAUGAAUUUUCUAAAGGUUCAUUAACAAAUUAUUUUAUAAAUAUAUUAAUGCACAAAUUAUAUAUAUAUCAUGUACAAAUUGAAGAUUAUCGUCAACCUUCAAGUGUAUUUAUAAGUGAAAAAAUUAUUAAUGUUAUAUAUACAUUACUUAAAUCAGAAUUUGAACAAACAAGUAAACCUUCAGAAUACAUAACUAGAGGACAAAAUAAUCAAUUAUCUCAUUAUCCACUAACAUAUAUUGAUAAUAUUGGUUCUUGUAAAAUUUCAUCCUUGCACGAUCUCAGAAAAAUCCCAUUCGAUAUAAGGAAAGAAAUUUAUGACAAUACUUUAAAUAUACAACAUGAUUUUAUAGUUAAAUUCCCUGAAAAUUGGAGAUUGUAUAUUGCAACAGCAAAAUAUUGGAUAGAUAACUUACCAGAAUUAAAAUCAAAUACUCAUAUAUAUGCAUUGCUGUUUGCAAUGUUAUAUCAUAUCAUUGAUUUGAAAAUUGGUUAUUGUAGAUCUAUGCAUAUAUUUGAAAAUAAAUAUAAACAAAAAUUGGAAGCAAUAAAAUCUUCAAAAAAAAAAGAUGUACAAAACAACUUUUUUUUAUUAGACUGUUCCUCAGAAAUAAGUAUUAUAGAAGCUCUUAAUGAAAUUACGGAAUGUGACUGUCUAAUAUUAGCACCAUUUUUUAUAUCUAAUAGUAAUAUGGAGAUCAAACUUCAACAAAAUCCAAAAAAUUUUAAACGAUCAGUUAUUCAUAUAUUUGCACAAUUUCAAAGUUGUUUAAAACAUAGUAUAGAUCUAAAUGCAUUACUGGGUUAUCCAUAUCAACUUACGAAAGUUUCUGAUAUGUUUAAUGGUACCUUAUUGUAUAAUUUAUACAAUAAUUUUAAAAGUCGUAAGAAAAUAGAAGAUUAUAUAUAUUGUAUACUAAAGUAUUCUCCAAAUUUUUUUCGAUUAUACCAUACAAUUUUAAUUGAAGUAAAGUCAAUGUUUAAGUUACGUUUCUAAAAAUGUUUGGUCUUACAAAAAAUAAAAAAAUUUAUAUUUGAUACAUGAUAUAAUG
Vespula pensylvanica (western yellowjacket) is the source of this 2360-nucleotide messenger RNA. RefSeq names its product protein asteroid (gene ast). The record is from RefSeq and is a predicted model, not a curated record. The coding region runs from base 215 to 2305 and encodes 696 amino acids. Lineage: Eukaryota; Metazoa; Arthropoda; Insecta; Hymenoptera; Vespidae. The transcript has a single exon.